This is a messenger RNA of Kwoniella botswanensis, 777 nucleotides long. RefSeq lists its product as uncharacterized. Gene Ontology annotation, cellular component: cytoplasm. The transcript has 6 exons. The coding region runs from base 1 to 777 and encodes 258 amino acids. Gene Ontology annotation, biological process: signal transduction; intracellular protein localization. Lineage: Eukaryota; Fungi; Basidiomycota; Tremellomycetes; Tremellales; Cryptococcaceae. The record is from RefSeq and is a predicted model, not a curated record.
AUGUCUAACCGAGAAGAUUCCGUCUACCUUGCCAAGCUCGCUGAGCAAGCUGAGCGAUAUGAGGAAAUGGUUGAGAACAUGAAAUCCGUUGCCUCUUCCGACCAAGAGCUCACCGUCGAGGAACGAAAUCUCCUUUCCGUCGCUUAUAAGAACGUCAUUGGUGCCCGACGUGCCUCUUGGAGAAUCGUCUCCUCCAUCGAGCAAAAAGAGGAAUCCAAGGGUAACGAAGCUCAAGUCUCCAUGAUCAAGGCCUACAGAGAAAAGAUCGAGGCUGAACUCGCCAAGAUCUGUGAAGAUAUCCUCGAGGUUCUCGACAAACACCUCAUCCCCUCCGCCGCUUCAGGUGAAUCUAAGGUCUUCUACCACAAGAUGAUGGGUGAUUACCACCGAUACCUUGCUGAAUUCGCUACCGGUGACAAGCGAAAAGACUCUGCCGACAAAUCCCUCGAGGCCUACAAAGCCGCUUCUGAUGUUGCCGUCACCGAGCUUCCUCCUACUCACCCCAUCAGACUUGGUUUGGCCCUUAACUUCUCCGUAUUCUACUACGAGAUCCUCAACAGCCCCGACAGAGCCUGUCACCUCGCCAAACAAGCCUUCGACGAUGCCAUUGCUGAGCUUGACACCCUUUCUGAGGAAUCCUACAAGGACUCUACCCUCAUCAUGCAACUUCUCCGAGAUAACCUCACCUUAUGGACUUCUGACAUGAACGACCCUGCAGAGAAGGAGGAGAAAGCCGAUGAGCCAAAGGAAGAAGCUGCCGCCCCUGCUGCCGCUUAA